AUGACCUGGGGCGGGAAGAUGCUUCGACUCGCAGCCACCUCCAGUGCGUCCUCUGAGGCUGUUCUUUCUGAAAUGGCCAAAAGGAGGAGAGUCAACGUCUCCUGCAUUGAGCCAUUCCUAAAGAAUCAGCGUCGAUGGGAGCAGCUGAGGGACUUGUCUGAGAAAAUGGCCGCCCCUCGAGCAACAACUCGAGAUCGAGAGUUCAGCUGGAGGCGCAGCAGCGAGAGGCCAAGCUGGAGGAGGCGCAUGCAGCGAGAGGCCAAGCUGGAGGAGGCGCAGCAGCGAGAGGCCAAGCUGGAGGAGGCGCAGCAGCGAGAGGCCAAGCUGGAGGAGGCGCAGACGGACGAAAAUCAGAUGCGGAGGCAGUUUUCAGAGGCCAUCCAGUUGUGUGAAUCUCUCUCCUCGGAAAAGGAUUUGUUGCUUGUGGAGCGCGAUUACCUCAAAGAGGAGCUGGGGCUGUCUCUGGAGCAGAUUCAAACACUUGAAAAAGAAAAAUCUUCUCUUUGCAAAAAACUUGAGGAAAAACAAGAAACGGACGAGUUUGAAAUGUUGGAAGCACAAAUCCGGAAAGAUGAUGAGGUUUGA
This is a messenger RNA of Knipowitschia caucasica, 585 nucleotides long. NCBI's taxonomy places the organism in Eukaryota, Metazoa, Chordata, Actinopteri, Gobiiformes, Gobiidae. The record is from the annotation of a GenBank genome assembly.